Messenger RNA from Scatophagus argus, 2703 nucleotides. RefSeq names its product tubulin monoglycylase TTLL3-like. Gene Ontology annotation, molecular function: protein-glycine ligase activity, initiating. Gene Ontology annotation, biological process: cilium movement; protein polyglycylation; cilium assembly. The coding region runs from base 193 to 2574 and encodes 793 amino acids. NCBI's taxonomy places the organism in Eukaryota, Metazoa, Chordata, Actinopteri, Scatophagidae. The record is from RefSeq and is a predicted model, not a curated record. Gene Ontology annotation, cellular component: cilium. The transcript is spliced from 15 exons.
UUCAGGUUGUUAUUAGCUUCAGAAGCUAUCUAGAUGUUGCCAUGGUAACAAUAAGCAACUCGGAGACACCGUGCGUUUCUCCGGUGAAACUAAACCGGCACCGGAGUUAAUACACCUGGAGACCUCACCUGAACAGCAGUUUGUGUCUGGUCAAACCCUGAGGCAGAGCAAGAGAAAAGGUUCCUCUGAAUAAUGAGAGCUGAUGUUAAUAUGGAAGCCAUCAGGUCCAGACAAUCUCUCCAGCUGGGAUACCAGGCUACUGAACGAUUCUGCACACCAUGCCCAGUCAGUGGAAAAGCAGAAGACCAAUCUAAGGGUCACAAGGUCACACGUGUUGUCCAGCAGCCCAACCAAGAUGAAGGCAAAAACACACAAACAACUACCCCUCUUGAGGACAAAGUUCGCUGCAGGUUUGUCAGUCUGCCUGUUCUUAACCCAGAGAGACUGAGGACAGCCAAAACGUUUGUGGACAAAGCUGUCAAGAUGCAUAAGGUAUUCUCUGUCCAGGGCCCUUACCCUGUCAUCAGGGCAGCAUUGAGGGCCAGAGGCUGGGUUGAGCAGCGUUUGACCCGGCCAAACCACCAUGCUCACCGGUGUCACAGUGAGGAGGGCAGAGCCAGCUUCAAUGAUGCUGGUGACAGCGAUGAGGAUGAUGAUGACAACUCAGAUGAUGUUGAAAAAGAGCAGGACCCAGAUGGACUUUAUGACCUCAUGUCUCGCCUUGUGAGGAAUGAAAUGGUUUAUUUCUACUGGACAAACCGUAGAGAUGCUAUCAACACCAGCAGUUUGCAAAAAGAUCAGAUUACCAAUCAUUUUGCAAAAGCAGGCAGCUUCACCACCAAGGUGGGGUUGUGUGUGAAUCUGAGGAACCUGCACUGGUUUGAUUCAGCUGACCUGGACACCUUCUUUCCCCGCUGUUACAGACCAGGAGCACAGGAUGAGAAGCAUGCUUUCAUUGAGGACUACAGGAGGACUGCCUGCACCAGUCUUUUGAAGUACAUUGUGGAGAGGGAGCAGGGUGUUCAGGGCAUGAGGACGAGCCACAGCAUUCAGGGUCAGAGGAAAAAACGCAAACAGCGACCAGUAAGACCAGUGGUCCUCUCCAAAAUGAUUGACAGCGCACUCAAAGUAUGCCAGGAGUUCCUGGAGAGUCUGGAGCAUCGUGACAUAGACACAAGUUUAGAUACACCACAAACACUAACAGCGGACGAGUGGAUAGAGUUCAUUGACGGUUACUACCGUGUUGUUCAGGAUGGAGCAGAGAUUGAGAACAGUGAUCGCUUUGUGACCUGCUGCAAAGCCAUGCUACAGAGGCUGCUGGAGGUCAGUCCACAGCUGGACAUAGACGGCGUGCACAACAUCUGGAUCAUCAAACCUGGAGCUCAGUCUAGAGGCAGAGGUAUCAAAUGCGCCAAGCGCCUGGAUCAGAUCCUCAGGCUGGUGGAUGGUGAUCCAACCCUUAUCAGGGAAAGCAAGUGGGUGGUGCAGAAAUACAUUGAGCGGCCUUUGCUGGUCCACAACACCAAGUUUGACGUGCGGCAGUGGUUCCUGGUCACCGACUGGAACCCUCUGACUGUGUGGUUCUACAAGAAGUGCUACUUGCGCUUUUCUACGCAGCCUUACUCACUACAUACACUGGACAACUCUGUCCACCUGUGCAAUAACUCCAUCCAGAAGCACCUGAGGCCUUCGCACCAACGCCAUCGAGGUAUCCCAACAGACAACAUGUGGUCCAAUGACCAGUUCAAGGCCUUUCUGUCCAGCCAGGGCCAGGAGGCUCAGUGGCAGACUGUGGCAGUCCCCGGGAUGAAGAGGGCCGUCAUCCAUGCAUUACAGACAACUCAGGAUUUGAUGGAGUCACGCAAAAACUCAUUUGAGCUCUACGGUGCUGAUUUCAUGUUAGGUCGUGACCUGCGUCCAUGGCUGAUAGAAAUCAAUGCCAGCCCCACUAUGGCUCCCUCCACCCCCCUGACAGCCCGCCUCUGCGCUGCUGUGCAGGAAGACACAUUACGAGUUGUGCUGGACCGUAGAGCAGACCGCACUGCAAACACUGGAGACUUUCAGCUAAUUUAUAGGCAGGCAGCAGUGGAAGUGCCACAAUAUGUUGGAAUCCAACUGCUUGUUGAGGGCUUCAAGAUCAAAUGGCCCCGCCAUUUUCCUCCGCUGAGGUCCUCCAGACGUUCGGUAUCAAAACGCAGGGCCCCCCUCAAGGAGAAGAAAACUGCUGACAACAAAAUAACGCCUCUGCCUGAGAUGUUGUUGAAGUGUGCAGAGACGCAGCUCCAGAACACCGGCAGCGGGGAUCCACCGCCUCGCCUCCGUCCUCCUGAGCCACACGUGCUUAAACCUGCUGAAAACUUCACACCUCGCCUACCACUUACCAUGAAGUCCAUCCACGUGCCCUCUGGUGCACAGUCUCACCCUGAGUUUUUGUGGAAGAGUAGGCCAGAGGUAUCAAAAGUCUGCUCAGAGGAAGACCAACUCCCUACCAUACAGAAGCACCAAGGCCUGUCUUUGCCUCUGGAGGUUACUGUUCCAAAACAGUCCAGGCCAGCAGCCACCAGCACUGCCUAAAAAAAAACUUUCAUAAGAAGGUCUGUUGACAUUCACACACUUCUUCUGUUUGGACUUUUUGCAGGGUUUUUUGAUGACAUAAUAAAGUCAGAAUCAGAUAGAUUGCCAUGUCUUGUUUCACACCACUUC